CAGGAAAGGCAGCCACUCUAAGCUGUGCCUGACUGAGCAGAGGGAUCUUCCUGCUAUCAUCACUGGUGUGUUACCAUGGUGCAUAUUGGAUACUUUGGUGAAAUUCUCCCUAGCUUCAGAUUUGUGAAUUGCCAGUCCCAUCAUAGCUGAGCACCUAAAGCUUUCUGCAGAGUCCGUGGAGACAGGGAAUGAGCACCAUGUAAUCAUACAGCUAUAAACUUCCAGCUGCAGAACACUGGCAGGAUUCUAUAGGCAACAAGGUUGGGAAAACUCUGCUUUAAACUUCUAAAUGACUCAACAUUUGUUCCUUCUGAUGACACCACGAAUCUGGGAAUGAAGAACCUUUUAGAGCUGAUUGGAAAUGGCAUCGCGAAGCUAAAACUUAGCUGGAUGAAAUAUAUCUCCUGAAGAAGAAAAUAUAAUGCACUAUAAGGAUCUGUCUUCUGGUGAAAAAUUCAAGCCUAGAGAAAACUUGUCCACUUUGUUAGGAAGAAUGGGUUGGACAAUUUUCUUCAAUUCCAAAGGAUAUCUGAAUGCCAUGCUGAGCUUAAUCUCUGCAGCAUGCUCUGUGCUUCUCAUCUCUUCCUGAUGCACUGCAUGGUUAUCCUGAAGGGGAGGAUAAAGAAACUGGCCAGCAAGAUGGUAAUCACUAGUGGAAAUGAAGAAGAUAAAGGCAAUCAAGAAAAGGAAAGUAAAGAAGAAACCAUCUUGGCAAUGCUUGGAAUUAUUGGGACAAUUCUGAACCUCAUUGUGAUAAUUUUUGUGUACAUUUACACAACGCUGUAAACUAGAAGGCAAAUAGACCAGAUAAAAUGGCCAUAAAAAGUGAUGACAAACGUUGCUGACUAUUGACAAGUUGUUUAAUCAGAAUUGACUCUGUAUUAUAUUAACACAUCAUAAAAGCACUGCCCGCAGGCAGUGAAGGCUGAAGCACAAUUAAUUGAACAAGACUUUUUCACACAGUAACAAGCUUAACUCUUCUGUCCUGACCUCUUCCUUUUGGUUUGGUUUUCAGUUUGGGGGAAAAUGACUGCAGUUAUGUAAGCUGUGACUUUGAAGAAACCCACCAGGGACAUGCUGUUUUAACACACACACAAAAAAAGGCAAAGAAAAGAAAGGAAAAAAAAAGGGGUAGAAAAAGAAAGAAACUCUACACUCCAUACAAUUAAAAAUGUAUUCUGUAUACUCGCAAAGACUGAACUCAAAGAUAGCUUCAUAGCACAGAUCACGUGUCUGUUAGAUGGAAUGGGUUUUUCCCCUUGGUUUUUGCUUUUACUUACAUUGAAUGUGACAAGCUUUUUAUUUAGAAUGAACAUAUGGUGCAAUCUUGAAAAAAAAAAUUAUUCCAUUGAACAAGGUCUGCCUAAACCUGAUAAAAUGUUGGGAGAAAUACAUUACAUGGUUAUAUUUCCUUUCUCGUUGGCUCAACAUCUGUGUCUGUUCAUACCAAUGUUUAUAAAUAUAUAUUUUUAAUAAAUGUGCUAUAUUUUUAGCAUGAACCAAAUAUUUGGAGACACUUGUAUUCAUGCAGCUAAAUUUUGUUUGAUGAAGUGCCCUUUUUGACAAUGGAUGUUAUUUUUCUUAGCAAUUAUACAGCAGUCUUGUCUGCAGCCCUCUCACUGUGGUCUGAAGCAAGCUUACAUCAUGCUCAUAUGCAUGACUUGAAGUUGGAAUGUCAGCUGAAAAGCACUGCUGCUUAAUAUGGGAAAUCGCAAAAGAUUGUAAGGUGACCUUUGGAGACUGGUUGCAGAAAGAAGGCUCUAUUUAUAGUUGGUGGCUUGGUGUUUGUUUCUUCUUUUUCUUUUUUUUAAAGGCAAAUGAAAGGAAUAUUGAGGCAUCUCACACAAUGCUACACUCUGAGUACCUAUAUUUAGAGAAGUGAUAGAGGUUUAUGUGGCUGAGAAAUUUAAAGAGUGUGUAGUGAGAGGCUUAAGUGAAAUCCAGACUGUAAAUAUGGAAUAUAUUUUACAUGUGAGGACCAUUAACCCUUUGAGCUUCUCUGAUGUGCUUUAACUGAGGUUGGUGUAAUGAAAUUCUCUGACUUGUGUUUUUGACAGGAAUGUACAAUGAUGAUGAUGAUCACCGUUUUACUCCAGAGUUCGGUACCUAUGAAUAUAUGAAGCAUUAAAAAUAUGAGACCUCAA
Molecule: messenger RNA, 2144 nt
Organism: Pogoniulus pusillus (Red-fronted tinkerbird)
Lineage: Eukaryota; Metazoa; Chordata; Aves; Piciformes; Lybiidae
Gene: TUNAR
Product: TCL1 upstream neural differentiation-associated RNA
Exons: 5
Coding region: 562-786 (74 amino acids)
Source: RefSeq, a predicted model, not a curated record